Guillardia theta CCMP2712 is the source of this 2976-nucleotide messenger RNA. RefSeq lists its product as hypothetical. The transcript is spliced from 7 exons. NCBI's taxonomy places the organism in Eukaryota, Cryptophyceae, Pyrenomonadales, Geminigeraceae. Bases 1 to 2976 code for a protein of 991 amino acids. The record is from RefSeq and is a predicted model, not a curated record. Gene Ontology annotation, molecular function: protein binding.
AUGGAUGACCAAAAUGCCGGAAUGGCGGACGAGAGCGAUUUAGAAGCAUCUCAUCGAGAAGAGAGUCUCGGAGUUGAGUUUCCAAGGAAGGAAGGCCGUCUUCCAGCAGCUAUCCUGCAUGUGAUUGCGAUCGAGAGGAAGAGAGCUACCAAAGUUUACAGGAGAGGGUUGAACCACGCUUCUGUCCGAGUCUUCAGGCUGAAGGCAUGCUCGCGAGCAUUCUUUGAGUGGAAAGUUCUCGUAUUCAUGAAGAAAAGUAUGGCGGCGCUCCCGGCUCAGGGACCGGAUCUCUACCACAUUUCUCAUCAGAUUUUCAGUCUGGUUGCAGACGCUCAAAGUAUUCUGUCCGGGUUCGCUGAAGGCAUACACAAAGAAUCCUCUCUUGUUGAGAACUCACUCUCCAGCUCUUAUGAUCGGACCAUGUACUUUCAAGUGAACACACCAGACAUGCAUUCAAGCAUGAGCAAGAAUGAGUCUUUGUUGGGAGGUAUCCAUAGAACCUUCGACCCCAUAGUGCGGAAGGAGAUCUCAGAAGAGAACUCGCAGCCCUUGCUUGAUGAUCUCCACGAAGAUUUCUUCACGCGUGAUGUCAAGGGAUACCAUCCCAAUCAAAGCAACAGGAGCAUUUCUCAGAUGGACAUGCAUUGCAUCGAGGGAGAUCUUAUGUACAUCAUAUUUCAGCUGACGGAUUGUAAGGACCUUGUGAAAUUUGUGACCGAAAGUAUUUCAUUCUGUCACUCUGCUGACCUGCACGAGAAUGAUCUGAGGCAUCAAGUUGUUCAAAGAAAGGAUGAAAAGACAUAUUUCUCUCUUGCAACUCCUCCGAAUUUGAGCCAUAUCCAGGGUUCACUUCAUCCUGAUAAUGCAGUUCUCAGUGAUGAUAAGACAAUAUCAAGGACAGCCCAGGAUUUCGACAGGACCCAAACCGAUGUCGAUCAAAUGACCGAAAGUCAAUUCAGAUUCUUCAUGACUGAGAUUGAACGCAAGGAUAGGGAAAUAAUAGGGCUUCAGAAUAAUUUGAGAGCGAAAGAAGACAGGAUAAGAUUGUUAAAUGAAGAGAUUCAGAGGACAAAGGAAGUCAUGAAUGGGAAGAAUGUCUUCUUUACAAAAAAGCUUGAAGCCAUGAAACUGGAAAUUUCCAAGCAAGCCGAAAAACUGAUGCAAAAGUAUGAGGAAAUAGAAGUUUUCAAUCAAGCUCUGAAAGCAGAAGAGAACAAUUCAAGGUCUAUACAAAGUAUGCUAGAGGAAGCUUUACAAAAUACAGCGAAUCUUGAAAGAAAAAUGAAGGAAGACAACGCAAAAGCUUCGAAAGCUGUACAAGAUCUCAAUAGUAGGUUGGAAGAAGAAAAGAGGAAGGUGAGGGAAAUGAUGUCCAAUCUCAUAGUAGAGCGCGAAGUGAGUUUUCGAAGCAUCAUGCUCUGUAGAAAGGCUGCUGAGGAAAUAUCGCUGCUCAUGGGGGAGCUCAUGGACGUGGACAAUCUCUGCUGUAAUAUCAAGCGGGAGAUCUCAAAGGACCAAGAGAAACUGGAGGUGUUGAGUGACGUGUCCGGAUCAGUCUUCGAACAACUCGAGAGACUUGAAUGGUCGAUGGAUAAGUUCUCCACUAGAAUCAGCGGUAUGCGAUCAAGAGAAAAAAUGAAGGACUUGGAAAGAGGAUCAUUGAAGCUUCGAAUUGAUCACCAAUUGGCCUCGCUGCAUGAGAAAGAUUCACAAAUAAUGGCUUUGUUACAAGAUUUGAGCUCAAGCAAAGCUCAGAUAGAGAAGAUGAGUGUUGCAAAGGAAGAAGAGUUGGAAGGGUUAUGGAGAGCACAUCGCAGACUGGAAGACGAACAUACAGACUUGAGAAAUCGACUGGCUGGAGUGCAGAAGGAAAGAGAUGCGUUUCGAGACGACGUGCAACGUUUGCAAAGUGACAGACUGACAUUCGAGCAAGAGCUUGAAGAGAAAAACAGGAAAAUGAACCAACUUUCAUCAAUGAUUCGUGAUAAAUCAUCAAUCGAAGAUAGAGAAAGAACUUCAUUCGAGUAUAAACGCCGAAGUCUAGCAGAAGCGUGCUCUAAGCUACAAAGAAAUAGCAAUGAAGCAGUGCGAAGAUCAAAACAACUGGAGUUUCAAAACGCAGUGCUGGAAACUGCUAUUAAAACGUCUACUAGAGACUGGGGUUCAGAAUCAGUUGUUAUUCUCAUGCAUAUUCCAAAGGCGAACAAUCUAAGCUCGUACGAUGGGAUAUCUCACAUCAAGAAGAGGAUCGAAUCGAUUCUGUAUGAAUUCUUGCCGGCAAGACCAGAAAGCUUCAAGAUAUCAGAAUUCGCCUGGGACAGCCACACGCCUACAGACGAAAUCCCUCUAGUCGAAUCUAGAUUUCAUGACCUUGUGAUGCUGAAGCUAUCUGUUACUUCUAUGCAGUCUUCUGUCGAAUCUAAAUUCUUCACAGAUGAUUUUAAAAACAGGUUUCUGCAAAGUAUCAAAGUUCGAAAUAGCUCUCUUCAUCAAGCUUUCAGAAACAAUCGGAUGAGACUGAUUGGUUGCUUCCUGCAAGUCAACGGCUUGGACUACGGCUUCAAGUUCUCGAGCAUUCUUGAAAGAAUAGCGAUAAGCCACGAUCUAGGCUUGGCCAUCUUCCUGACCGAGAGCGGGUCUUACUCUGUCUCGUACAUUCGAGAGGACAGCGUCGCAGGUUCGUACGGAAGCAUCCAAGUCAGCGACACUGUGGUGGCGAUUGACGGGGUUUCGUUACGUGGGAAGCAUGUUGAUGCAGUGAAGAAGAUGAUGCAAGGAAAACCUGAAACGCCCUUAACGCUUGAGAUCCGGCGAGCUGGACAGGAGGAAGGGGAGAAGACGGAUUCGAUAGUGCUCCUACGACCGUCACCAGAGAAGCUCGUGCAGUCCGAAGACUCUGAAUUGAGGUCCAUACUGCAGCAAGAGAGCUGCAGCUGGAGCAUUUCCCAAGUGCAGGAGUGGACAGGAGUCAUGUAG